Vitis vinifera (wine grape) is the source of this 3806-nucleotide messenger RNA. RefSeq names its product DNA mismatch repair protein MSH1, mitochondrial. Gene Ontology annotation, molecular function: ATP binding; ATP-dependent DNA damage sensor activity; mismatched DNA binding. Gene Ontology annotation, cellular component: nucleus. The coding region runs from base 287 to 3631 and encodes 1114 amino acids. Lineage: Eukaryota; Viridiplantae; Streptophyta; Magnoliopsida; Vitales; Vitaceae. The record is from RefSeq and is a predicted model, not a curated record. Gene Ontology annotation, biological process: mismatch repair. The transcript is spliced from 22 exons.
UAUGUUUAUGUGUUUGUUUGAAGGGAAAUGCUUGAUGGACAAUUUUCUAGGGAAAAACAAUGUUUUGUUGUGUUGGAAAACUUGUAGCAUUCUUCUUCAGAGUGAAAAUGUGUUCUGCAUAGUAUUUUUCCUUUUUUCCGGGAUUUUUGGAGCUUGUGAGAGGUGUGUCACAGCUAGGUCUUGGUUAUUUGUGUAUUUGAUGCAUGUUUGGGUGCUUUUGCAUUAAAUGAUGUGAAGCAUUUGGUUCUGUGGCCCUGUGUUUGAUGAAAUUAUUCAGUUCCUAGACAUGAGAAAGGAUUUUCAGUCAAAAAGAUUCCAACAGUUUGAGAAGAGCCGAUGUCUCAACGAAAGGAGGGUUUUGAAAGGAGCUGGAAGAAUGACAAAAAAUGUUAUAGGAUUGCAAAAUGAGCUAGAUGAAAAGGAUCUUUCUCACAUAAUGUGGUGGAAGGAGAGGAUGCAAAUGUGUAAAAAGCCGUCCACUGUCCACCUUGUUAAAAGGCUUAUAUAUUCCAAUUUGCUAGGAGUGGAUCCUAACUUGAAAAAUGGGAAUCUAAAAGAAGGAACGCUGAACUGGGAGAUGUUGCAGUUCAAGUCAAAGUUUCCUCGUGAAGUUUUACUCUGCAGAGUAGGGGAUUUUUAUGAAGCCAUCGGAAUUGAUGCUUGUAUUCUUGUUGAAUAUGCUGGUUUGAAUCCUUUUGGUGGUUUGCGCUCAGACAGUAUACCAAGAGCUGGCUGCCCAGUCAUGAAUCUACGACAAACUUUGGAUGACCUGACACGUAGCGGGUAUUCAGUUUGCAUAGUGGAGGAAGUUCAGGGUCCAACUCAAGCUCGUUCUCGUAAAGGUCGUUUUAUCUCUGGGCAUGCGCAUCCGGGUAGUCCUUAUGUAUUUGGACUUGUUGGGGUUGAUCAUGAUCUUGAUUUUCCAGAACCAAUGCCUGUAGUUGGAAUUUCUCGUUCUGCGAAGGGUUAUUCUAUAAUUUUAGUCCUUGAGACUAUGAAGACGUUUUCAGUAGAGGAUGGUCUGACAGAAGAGGCUUUAGUUACCAAGCUUCGCACUUGUCACUACCAUCAUUUAUUGCUGCAUACAUCUCUGAGACGCAACUCCUCAGGUACUUGUCGUUGGGGAGAAUUUGGUGAGGGAGGACUAUUAUGGGGAGAAUGUAGUGCUAGACACUUUGAAUGGUUUGAAGGGGAUCCUGUAUCUCAACUUUUGUUUAAGGUGAAGGAGCUCUAUGGUUUUGAUGAUCAAGUUACAUUUAGAAAUGUCACUGUGUCUUCAGAGAAAAGACCCCGUUCUUUACACCUUGGCACAGCUACACAAAUUGGUGCCAUACCAACAGAGGGCAUACCGUGUUUGUUAAAGGUGUUGCUUCCAUCAAAUUGCACUGGUCUACCUCUUUUGUAUGUUAGAGAUCUUCUUCUCAACCCUCCUGCUUAUGAGAUUGCAUCCAUAAUUCAAGCAACAUGCAGACUCAUGAACAAUGUAACGUGCUCGAUUCCUGAGUUUACUUGUGUUUCCCCUGCAAAGCUUGUGAAGCUACUUGAGCUUAGGGAGGCUAAUCAUAUUGAGUUCUGCAGAAUAAAAAGUGUACUUGAUGAAAUAUUGCAGAUGCAUAGAAACUCUGAUCUUAACAAAAUCCUUAAAUUAUUGAUGGAUCCUACCUGGGUGGCAACUGGAUUGAAGAUUGACUUUGACACAUUGGUGAACGAAUGUGAAUGGAUUUCAGCUAGAAUUGGUAAAAUGAUCUUUCUUGAUGGUGAAAAUGAUCAAAAGAUAAGUUACCAUCCUAUCAUUCCAAAUGACUUUUUUGAGGACAUGGAAUCUCCUUGGAAGGGUCGUGUGAAGAGGAUCCAUGUAGAAGAAGCAUUUGCUGAAGUGGAAAGAGCAGCUGAGGCAUUAUCUUUAGCUAUCUCCGAAGAUUUUCUACCUAUUAUUUCAAGAAUAAAAGCUACCACAGCCCCACUUGGAGGUCCAAAAGGAGAAGUUGUAUAUGCUCGAGAGCAUGAAGCUGUUUGGUUCAAGGGAAAACGUUUUGCACCAGUUGCAUGGGCAGGUACUCCAGGGGAAGAACAAAUUAAGCAGCUUAGACCUGCUAUAGAUUCAAAAGGUAGAAAGGUUGGAUUGGAAUGGUUUACCACAGUGAAGGUGGAGGAUGCACUAACAAGGUACCAUGAGGCUGGGGACAAGGCAAAAGCAAGGGUCUUGGAAUUGUUGAGGGGACUUUCUGCGGAGUUACAAACUAAAAUUAACAUCCUUAUCUUUGCUUCCAUGUUGCUUGUCAUUGCAAAGGCAUUAUUUGCUCAUGUGAGUGAAGGGAGAAGAAGGAAAUGGGUUUUCCCCUCUCUUGUAGAGUUGCAUAGGUCUAAGGACAUGGAACCUCUGGAUGGAGCUAAUUGGAUGAAGAUAACUGGUUUAUCACCAUAUUGGUUGGACGUGGCACAAGGCAGUGCUGUGCAUAAUACAGUUGAUAUGAAAUCAUUGUUUCUUUUGACAGGACCUAAUGGGGGUGGUAAAUCAAGUUUGCUUCGAUCAAUUUGUGCAGCCGCAUUACUUGGAAUAUGUGGAUUUAUGGUGCCUGCAGAAUCGGCCUUGAUUCCUCAUUUUGAUUCUAUUAUGCUUCACAUGAAAUCUUAUGAUAGCCCAGCUGAUGGAAAAAGUUCAUUUCAGAUUGAAAUGUCAGAGAUGCGAUCCAUAAUCACUGGAGCCACUUCAAGAAGCCUGGUGCUGAUAGAUGAAAUCUGCCGAGGAACAGAAACAGCAAAGGGGACAUGUAUUGCUGGUAGCAUAGUUGAAACUCUUGAUAAGAUUGGUUGUCUGGGUAUUGUAUCCACUCACUUGCAUGGUAUAUUUACCUUGGGACUGAAUACUAAGAAUGCUAUUUGUAAAGCAAUGGGAACUGAAUAUGUUGAUGGCAAAACAAAACCGACCUGGAAGUUGAUAGAUGGAAUCUGUAGAGAAAGCCUUGCCUUUGAAACAGCUCAGAAGGAGGGAAUUCCUGAAACAAUUAUCCGAAGAGCAGAAGAGCUGUAUCUUUCAAUCCAUUCAAAAGACUUGUUAUCAGGAAGAAAUGAAACAGAACUGGGACAUUUUUGUCUUGAUACAACUGUAAAUACUUCAGGUGAAGUCUAUAAUCAAUUAAGUAGAAUUACAGGGGGAACUAUUUGUCCUAAAAUUGAGUCAACAAAUGAAAUGGAAGUCUUACAUAAGAAAGUUGAGAGUGCAGUCACCAUUGUUUGCCAAAAGAAGCUGAAGGAGCUCUAUAAGCAGAAAAACACGUCAAAACUUCCAGAGAUAAACUGUGUGGCCAUUUUGCCAGGGGAACAGCCGCCGCCAUCAACAAUUGGUGCUUCAAGUGUGUAUGUGUUGUUUAGCACUGAUAAGAAACUUUAUGUUGGAGAGACAGAUGAUCUUGAAGGCAGAGUCCGUGCGCAUCGAUCAAAGGAAGGAAUGCAGAAGGCCUCAUUCCUUUAUUUUGUGGUCCCAGGGAAGAGCUUGGCAUGCCAACUCGAAACGCUUCUCAUCAACCAGCUCCCUGUCCAGGGGUUCCAACUGGUCAAUAGAGCUGAUGGUAAACAUCGAAAUUUUGGCACAUUGGAUCACUCCGUGGAAGUUGUGACCUUGCAUCAAUGAGCCUGCGCUCCUUGCCACCCAUUUUGUAGAAUGGUUCCAUCUUUGAAAUAUGUACUUGAAUGACAAAAACCAGAUGAAAGUGGCUGCAGCAAUUUUGGUUUUUUGAUGUACGUUGCUCCACUUGCAUUAGUAUUAUCUACCUGAUGAAAUAUGCAUUGAUAUUGCUUGCUCUACA